Messenger RNA from Penicillium vulpinum, 1215 nucleotides. Its product is annotated as Zn(II)2Cys6 transcription factor. NCBI's taxonomy places the organism in Eukaryota, Fungi, Ascomycota, Eurotiomycetes, Eurotiales, Aspergillaceae. Bases 1 to 1215 code for a protein of 404 amino acids. Gene Ontology annotation, molecular function: zinc ion binding; RNA polymerase II cis-regulatory region sequence-specific DNA binding; DNA-binding transcription factor activity, RNA polymerase II-specific. The record is from RefSeq and is a predicted model, not a curated record. The transcript has 3 exons. Gene Ontology annotation, biological process: regulation of transcription by RNA polymerase II; DNA-templated transcription. Gene Ontology annotation, cellular component: chromatin.
AUGGCAAGCCUAGGCAAUGAAUCAGAUCGCCGAUCACCGACUUCGCCCUGUUGCCAUGCCUUUAGGUGCCACUUUCCUGGCUGCAGCGCCAGCUACCGGCGCAAGGAGCACCUGCACCGCCACGAAGGAAAACACUUGCAGCAGCAGUCUUUUAAAUGUUCCAAUUGUGGUCGAGAAUUUGGACGAAGUGACACACUUCGACGCCAUGUCCGUCAGCGUCACGGAAUAAUUGAACCUCUCAAACGUGCACAGCGAGCUUGUGAGAGCUGCCAUGCAGCGAAAUCUCGGUGCGAAGGAGGUGUGCCUUGUGAUGAGUGUCUACGUCGCAAGAUCCAGUGCUCUUUCGCCGACUCCGCUGGUACGGUAGAAAAUCAACCUCCCGGAUCCUCAAUACAUCAUGUACCGAGCAUGAACCAUAAUCAGCCAGGGUUACAGCAUGCGGAGAAGACCGAGCAGUACAUCCGUCUUUAUUUCGAGGCUUUCCACCCCUCCUGGCCAUUCAUCCACAAAGCAAUAUUCGACAUACGCCAUGAAACGCCCUUCCUGGUUCAAUCAAUGGUUGUUAUAGGCCUGUGGGCUACUAGGAAACAGUCUGCGCAGUCAGCAGCUGUGGAGCUCCACGGUAAACUUGACUUGGCUCUUCGGGAUCAGCAGGAAAAAUGGGACGCCUCCGAAGCAACUGAAGCUUGCAGUACUUGUGUCUGGCCAAUAGCAAUGUACCAGGCUAUUCUACUACACAUCAUCUUCUCCUUUGUUCUCAGCAGCCGGGCUGAUAUUGAUUUCGACUUGAAAAUCUCUCUUCCCCCAGCCGAUUUGGGUUUACUCGAAGCUCUUGUCCGAAGUUGUCGAAGGCUAGGCAUGUUCUAUUAUCCGAACAUUCUCUCCAAAUACGAAGAAACAGAUUUGGCUUCGUUUGUUUGGGUUAGUAUUGAAGAAAUCAAGCGAUUUAACAUAGCCUUGUACAAGGUCUGUGGGAAAGCAAGCAAAACUAGUAUAAGAGACAGAACGCACGAUGGUACUAAUGCAGUAUGGUCUUCGCUAAGUGCAGGUGAACUCCAGUUUCCCCUGCCAAGAAACUGCCCUUUGUGGAAUGCAGUUGGCAAAAAUGAAUGGACGGCCAUUGCAAAGGACGAAAAGCCGGUUUCCUUGGACGAUAUGUGUCAGCAGAACUGGAUAUCGAAUUUUGCUGGGGUAUUAGAAUUUUUUGAGCUAUAA